AUGGUUGUUAUCACCUUGUUGCUACUUUCUUCGAUCGUUCCCUUAUCCAAAAGUGCAGAUCCUUGGCAGAUUUACUUAUGCAAUCUGUUUGCCGUGCCUGAGGGAUAUUCUGGAUGUGACAUCAAAAAGCAGUAAGUCACUUUACUUUAACUAUCUAUUUAGUUUUGUUUCAAAAAAUCGUUUUCAAAAGCCUUUUGUCUUGUUUUUAUUUUCAAAAUUUCAGUCCGUUCCACAUCCCAGCACUAGAGCCGGCUUUGCCUGAUCUAUCUCGUGCUGUACAAGAUUCAGUACGGUCUACUGUUUACAAUAACGAAGACGACAGUAGCCUUCAGAUGGAGCUACAACAAUCAGGAGAACCUCUGUUUGUAAAAUGUAAACAGUCAAAAGACUUUAACAUCUUCAUGGCCGAGAACGAGCCAUUGGUCGAGAAGAUACUACGAAUUCCAGAUGAAAAAAGUAAGUAAACUAUUGCUAUUGCAUUCUGUUCUAUAACAGUUGUGAAACAAUAAAAGUAACGUUUUAGUGUAAGUUAAGUACAAUAUACAAAAAUAUAAACCUAAACAGAAAACGACUAAAACGUAGUAAGUUCAUAUAAAUGCCGAAAUGUUUUAGAACGCUUGGAGACUAUCACAAAACUAGGAAAGAUAGUGACAUCUGACAACACAGAAGAACUUAUGGUAGACACGGAAGACCUUAACGUAGAAUGUGUUAAUGUAAGAUUAAAAGUCACAUGUUACAUUAAUAUCAUCCAGUUUUACCUUUUCUACAUUCCAUAUUAUUUACAGUAACUUCCAGAGUAAAAACAUUGGAGAACCAGCCAAACGACUCCAACCGAUCCACUUCAAGAUAGGAUUGUCAUUGAGCGGUAACGAAACAGAAGAAGCUAUAGCUGAUCAACUGGAGAAAUCAAGUUUGAAAAGAGUUUUACCUAUUCAAAACUACCAGCUGAAUCUCCAACUUGACAUCAAAUGGAUGCCUUGGUCUUGUUGUUCAGCUUGUUGUUGCUCCAACGAUUACUGUGGCGUGGGAUAUGGUGUUUCUGAAAAGAAAUGGUAAGUCCAACGUACUAACUAUAGAAUUAAUUGCUAUUGUACCUGAAAGACUUUUAGACCACGAUUUUCUGCCCAAAAUUUCACAACUUUUAUGUCGAAAUAAUUUUACGUGUCAAGUCUCUGAUUCUUGGGUCAACAUGUACUGACAUUAUCUAUGGAUAGGGGUGAGAAAAGGGCCGGGCCGGGCCCACUUUUUAGGCCCGGCCCAGGCCCGGGGCCCAACGUUUAGGCCCGACCCGUUUACAAUUUUCUCUCAGGCCGGCCCGGUCCGGUCAGAAAAUUUCUAGGCCCGGCUCGUUUUAAAAAAUUAAAAAAAUUUUAAAACUUAAAAAAUAAACGGAAAUUUGGCUUUGCAUUGUUUUUUUAGGUCAUUUAUGUAUAAUGAUACCCAAUAAAAUCAAAAAACAUCAACGGGGAUUAAAAUAAAAAAUUUUUUAAAAUUAAAAAUUUUUUUUUUUCGGGCCCGGGCCCAAUUUUCAAGCCCGGCCCGUUUCAAUUUUAGCUCAAGGCCGGGCCGGGCCUAGACGGCCCGUUUCUCACCCCUAAUGAUGGAAGAUGGUAAAAAUUAUUUGGACAAUAAAUAUGUAAAAUUACAGUAAAGCGUUGCAAAGUCACAGAAGUCGAAUGGGAUAUGUGUCAUUUAUGAAGGUAGACAAGGAUAAACCAGUAAGUUUACCAUACUCUUGAAGAUAUUGUUUUAGGUGAAUAUAAACAACUUGUUAAAGGAUCAUAACAAUUCCCUAACAGAAGCUGAGGCCGCAGAAGUCUCAGUUGAAUUUGAUAAUGCCUUAUCAAGCAAUGAAUCUGAUUUUAUUCCAUUAUUUUCCCACUUCUUCCACUCGGACAUCAAACGAACCCAUGUGGAAGAAGCGUUGAACAUGGUAACUACAUUUUUUUAUUUCGUAAUACUAAAGUUAAAUUUUUGCUACAGUAUUGUUUAUGAAUAACAUAAUUUGUUAUCUGAAUAUUUAGGUGUUCAAGUUUCGAGGAGAAACACCUGACCUCUACGAAGUGUUACCCACAGAUUCCCAGCCUUUUGGCCGUUACGGUAAAGUUAUUGAAGACCAAGAAUGUGAUCAAAGCAACCCACAGAAGCAAUCUUGUAGUGAACUGGAUCGUUGUCGAAGACUACAUGAUCAAGGAAUCGUGUACUUCACGACGACUACAACAACAUUCAAGCCAAAAGUGGAAGAUAACUCAUGGAAAAAGAGCUGUCAACUUGUGGAGUUUGUGGAUAUUGUAGUAGAUGAGGAAGAAGAAAGCUUUCUAAUGAAAGUGGGUCUCAACUACAGAAUCUCCCUUCAGAUUGGACUCUUCGAUGAUGAUGACAAGGUAUUAUCAUUUAUAGUUGUAGGGUUAUUACUUUACAAAACAGUGUGUUUGUGUAAGAGUUGAUUAAUUCAGAUGCAUUGGCAGUUAGGAACAUCUGAUAUUGUACCUUACGACUGGUCGAAGAGUUGUUCUGAACAAGAUCUGGUCGUAUUACCCGAUAACAAGUCUAUCCUUCUAAUGGGCGAGUUUAAAAAAUUAUUCAUAAGACAGUAUCAUGACGACAAAGUACUAUCAAAAUAACUAAUUAACAUGUAACAGUAAUGUUGUUACUUUCAGGGUUUAGCAAAGAGAUGGUGCAAACCGUAAUAACGGCGUCCGUGAUCUGUAGAAACCAUUCUAACAGUUACUUCGUCAAAUUUCACAUACCAUAGUAAGUCAGUCCGUAAUGAACAUUUAUGUUCAAUAAUUUAGCGAAGAGAUUGCGUCAAAGUACAACAACAGUAUUCUAAAGUGGUCCGGUAUCAUUGCAGGUGAGCACAUGCUAUAUGUAACAAAAAUAGUGUUUACUCUAAAACAACGUUAACAUACAAAUGCGGUUUUCUAUUGAUCUAGUAAUUUGGGUACUGUUACAAAUUAUAACUUUUUUAGGUGUCAUAUCUUGCCUGUUGGUACUGGUCGCAUUGCAAGUGUACUACGAGAUACGAAAGAAACAACAGAUGAUCAAAGAAUUGGUAAUGCCUUUUCAAGCUACAUUAGAGUAGUACUAUCACUUAGAAAAACAUAAUUAUUACAGAUUGCCGAACUAGAGCCUCCUGAAGAAGAACCAGUGGUACCAGCAGUACCGACUCCACCUCCAGAAGGCGCGAGCGUCGUGGAAGCUGAAGGAGUACCAACACCCCCUACCGCCACGAACACCAACGUUCCAAACCUGCCUCCGGUGUAA
Molecule: messenger RNA, 3267 nt
Organism: Bursaphelenchus okinawaensis
Lineage: Eukaryota; Metazoa; Nematoda; Chromadorea; Rhabditida; Aphelenchoididae
Source: the annotation of a GenBank genome assembly